UCAUCAUUAAUCAUCGUCAUCAUAUAUUUGAUAUAUUCCAGGGUUCUCUUGGUAAUAGUAUUGGGAUUGUUUGCAAUAUGGAUAUGGUAUGACACUUAUAAAAACCCCAAAAAGUUGAUCUCUCUUGUUGGUAUGGUUGUGUUCCUUGGAAUAUGUUACAUUUUCUCAGCCAACAGAAGAAAGGUACGUUGGCGUCCAGUACUGUGGGGAAUAGCUCUACAAGUAUUCUUGGCUUUCAUUAUCUUACGUACCAAACAUGGUUAUGCAGCAUUUGACUUCCUCGGCAAACAAGUUACAACUUUUCUUGACUAUACAAAUGCUGGGACAAAAUUUGUUUUUGGUGAUGACUACGAGGAACAUACCAUUGCAUUCAAGAUUCUCCCAGUCAUCAUAUUCUUCAGUUCCGUCAUCUCAGUUUUGUAUUAUCUGGGAAUCAUGCCUCUAUUGAUCUCAAAGAUAGCCUGGCUUAUGCAAAUAACAAUGAAGAUCUCUGGUGUUGAGUCUCUCACAGCUGCAGGAAAUAUAUUUGUGGGACAAACUGAAGCUCCUCUAAUGAUCAGGCCAUUUCUUGCACAUCUCACCAACUCUGAGCUUCAUGCGGUCAUGACGAGUGGCUUGGCCACUGUAGCAGGCGGUGUCCUGGCCAUUUACAUAACAUUUGGUGUCCAGGCAUCCCAUUUGAUGACGGCAUCAGUAAUGUCUGCCCCAGCAGCCUUAGCGGUCUCCAAGCUGCUGUAUCCUGAGACRGAAAUCCCAGAAACGCAGUCAGGAGAAGGAAUACAUAUAGAAGAAGGGGGCGAAAAGAACGUAAUAGAGGCUGCUGCAAAAGGUGCAUCAACUGCAAUUGCUCUUGUCGCAAAUGUUGGUGCCAUGUUAAUCACCUUCUUUGCAUACAUUGCAUUUUUCAAUGCCGUUCUUUCCUGGCUUGGUGGAUUGUAUGGUUAUCCAGAGCUGAGUUUCGAGAAUAUCUGUUCAUAUGUUUUUGUACCUCUUGCCUUUCUAAUGGGAGUGGAGUGGGAAGACUGCCGCACUGUCUCUAAGCUUCUGGGGAUCAAAGUGUUUCUCAAUGAACUUGUGGGUUACAUCGAGAUGUCUCCUCACAUCAAGAACAGGACAAUCACUAGACAGUCUGAAGUUAUUGCCACCUAUGCGUUAUGUGGAUUCAGUAACUUUAUUGGACUUGGAGUCCUUCUUGGCGGUCUGGGUCCAAUGGCACCAAAUAGAAAGGGCGAUAUGGCAAAUAUGGCAAUAAGGACCCUGGUUGGAGCCAAUAUUGCUUGUUUUUUAACAGCUUCCAUAGCAGGUUUUUUGUAUGACAGUUCCAUGGAAGCCGUGUUAACAAACACCAAUUCAACACUGAAUGGAACGUUAAGUAACUCAACGUUAUGAAAGCCACCGGAAAGUUUCAUAAUAUCAUAUUGAUAUUAUGAUUAUAACUAUUUCAGAAAACGUUGAAUAUUGAAUACCGAUAUUCUAGAUAAUGCUGUAUCCUUGGUGUGCAAUGCAUAACUAGUAAUCCCUUGAGAAAUAAAGAACAAAGAUGUCGCCGCCAUGUUGGAUGAAUGAACAAGAGAAACUGAUCUUCAUCCAACAUGGCGGUGAUGACGUAACUUGCAUGUCA
This is a messenger RNA of Exaiptasia diaphana, 1621 nucleotides long. RefSeq names its product solute carrier family 28 member 3. The record is from RefSeq and is a predicted model, not a curated record. Bases 133 to 1389 code for a protein of 418 amino acids. Gene Ontology annotation, molecular function: nucleoside:sodium symporter activity. Gene Ontology annotation, cellular component: membrane. The transcript has 8 exons. Gene Ontology annotation, biological process: nucleoside transmembrane transport. Lineage: Eukaryota; Metazoa; Cnidaria; Anthozoa; Actiniaria; Aiptasiidae.